GAUGCUCGGGAGUCAUGUGAUACCAAGAUGGCGGUGCCGCGGUAGCGUCCCUGGGACAGAACCGUCCUAGGAUCCGCGACAGUUUCUGCUCUUAGGUCGUGGGGCGGUUCAUUUGACUGAUUCUGCGGUAGCCCGUGGCGAGAAUUAAUGACCUGAUCAGAGCUGGGGCUAUUGAUGUCGCCGGUAGGUUGCGGGGAGUGCUGGUGACCUCGGUUCAGAAACCUUGCGCCGGCCGGGGAAAACGCUGGAGAAUACGCUGGAGAAUGGCCAGCCUCCGUCAUCUGGACCUGCAGCUUCGGAGUUCAUGAAGCUUCCCAGGGCAUCACAGGUUCCAAACCUCGAGAGUCUGCGGGAAUUCGAGAUCAUCGUUGUGUGAGAGGGCAGUUUAGGAUCCCCGGAAGUGCAAAAAAGGCCGCAAGAACUUCGCUUUCUCAUCCAGAGGCCCGACUGCCCCGCCGACUAACCCUGCACUAUUUUCAUUUCCUCUCAAUGUGCUCUCCAUAUUUCAGGAAAUAUGAUCAGCGCCCCUGAUGUGGUGGCCUUCACCAAGGAAGACGAAUACGAGGAAGAACCUUACAAUGAGCCUGCCUUGCCUGAGGAGUACUCAGUUCCUCUGUUUCCUUAUGCCAGCCAGGGGGCUAAUCCCUGGUCUAAACUGUCUGGAGCCAAGUUCUCCAGGGACUUCAUCCUUAUUUCCGAGUUCUCUGAGCAGGUGGGACCCCAGCCCUUGCUCACCAUCCCCAAUGACACCAAAGUUUUUGGCACUUUUGAUCUCAAUUACUUCUCCUUGCGCAUCAUGUCAGUGGAUUACCAGGCUUCAUUCGUAGGCCAUCCUCCUGGUUCUGCCUACCCCAAGUUGAACUUUGUGGAGGACUCUAAAGUGGUACUGGGAGACUCUAAGGAAGGGGCCUUUGCAUAUGUGCACCACCUUACCUUGUAUGACCUGGAAGCCAGGGGCUUUGUGAGGCCCUUUUGUAUGGCUUAUAUCUCUGCAGACCAGCAUAAAAUCAUGCAACAAUUCCAAGAGCUCUCAGCUGAAUUUUCCAAAGCAUCUGAAUGCUUGAAGAUGGGUAACAGGAAGGCAUUUGCUGGGGAACUUGAGAAAAAGCUAAAAGACUUGGAUUAUACGAGGACAGUGCUACACACAGAAACUGAAAUCCAGAAGAAAGCCAAUGACAAGGGUUUUUAUUCUUCUCAGGCAAUCGAGAAAGCCAAUGAACUGGCCAAUGUGGAGAAGUCCAUCAUUGAACAUCAAGAUUUACUGAGGCAGAUCCGCUCAUACCCUCGUCAGAAGAUGAAGAUACCUGAUUUGCAUCCUGGUGAUACAGAGCAUACCCAAGAUCAGGCUGACCAGGUAUCCACUACCUCUAAUCCUGAGGAGUCAGCUAAUGCAGACCUUUAUACCUGCAGGCCGGCUUACACCCCCAAACUCAUCAAAGCAAAGUCCACCAAGUGUUUUGACAAGAAGCUGAAGACCUUGGAGGAACUCUGUGACACUGAGUAUUUCACUCAGACCCUGGCCCAGCUGAGCCACAUUGAACACAUGUUCAGAGGAGACCUGUGCUACCUCCUGACCAGUCAGAUUGACAGAGCACUUCGAAAACAACAGCCCAUAACAAAUUUCCUCUUUGAAGAUUUUGUAGAGAUUGAUGACAGGAUGGAGAAGCAAGAGAAUGUGCCCUCUCAGCACAGUCAGGACAGCCUGCCUUCCAAGCCUGUAGAAGAAUGCCCCAUUCCUAAAGUGUUAAUUAGUGUUGGCUCUUACAAGUCCAGUGUGGAGUCUGUAUUGAUCAAGAUGGAGCAGGAAGUUGGAGAGGAAGAGUACAAGGGAGUGGAGGCAACAGAGUCAAGCAGUUUUGACCCCCAAGAAAACCUGGACUACCUGGAUAUGGAUAUGAAAGGGAGCAUCAGUAGUGGGGAAAGCAUUGAGGUUCUGGGCACCGAGAAGUCAGCUUCUGUGUUGUCGAAAUCUGACAGCCAGGCCAGCCUCACCGUGCCAUUGAGCCCCCAUGUAGUUCGUAGCAAAGCAGUCAGCCACAGGACAAUCAGUGAGGAUAGCAUUGAAGUCUUAAGCACCUGCCCUUCUGAGGCCCUCAUUCCUGACGACUUUAAGGCCAGCUACCCAAGUGCCAUUAAUGAAGAAGAAGCCUGUGCAGAUAAUGAGGGGGCCAUCCAUUUCCGGGCAAGUGCCAGCUCACCAGAACUGGAUGAGACUCAGGAGAGCAACUUGGAAAAUAUCCCAUCCCAAAUAGACUCCAGCUGCUGUACUGGAAAGGAGAGUGAAGGUCAAUUGUUGCCUCUCCCAACCCCAGCCUACACUCUUUCUGAUGAGGAUGGUGUGGUGAGCAUUCCCCCACAGCGCUACAUGCAGAAGGACCAGGGGCUCCACGUGGACUUCGGGAUGGAAAACACAGACCCUUCUCCCCGAGAUAACAAUUGCGAAAUGUUCCCAGCUUAUGAGCUGGAUCCAAGCUGCCUUCUGGCUAGCCGAGAUGUUAGUAAGAUGAGCCUGGAUAACUACUCGGAUACCACUAGCUACAUGGGCAGUGUGGCCUCCACCAGCUCGGAUAGAACCCCCUCCGCACCUCCUGCUGGCCUAUCCUCUGAGAGGCACAAAAAGAGGGCUGGCCAGAAUGCCUUAAAAUUCAUCCGCCAGUACCCUUUUGCCCACCCAGCCAUCUACUCUCUGCUCAGUGGGAGGACACUUGUGGUCCUAGGUGAAGAUGAAACCAUAGUCAGGAAGCUGGUAACUGCACUGUCCAUCUUUGUUCCCAACUAUGGCUGCUAUGCCAAGCCGGUGAAGCACUGGAUUUCCUCCCCUUUGCAUAUUAUGGAUUUUCAGAAGUGGAAACUUAUUGGCCUACAAAGAGUGGCCUCUCCUGCCAAUGUGGGUACCCUCCAUACCCUGAGUCGUUACAGCCGCUAUACAAGCAUCUUGGACCUGGACAGCAAGACCCUACGCUGUCCCCUGUACAGGGGCACACUGGUGCCCCGCCUGGCUGACCAUCGCACUCAGAUCAAGCGGGGCAGCACAUACUAUCUUCAUGUCCAGAGCAUGCUCACCCAGCUCUGCUCCAAGGCAUUCCUCUAUACUUUUUGUCACCACUUGCAUCUGCCUGCCCACAGUGAGGAGACACAAGAAGCAGUGGCCAGCAGACAAACCAGCUUCCUAAAGCUAACCCUGGGACUAGUGAAUGAGGACAUCAGAGUGGUGCAGUACCUGGCUGAGCUGUUGAAAUUGCACUAUAUGCAGGAGUCACCUGGGACCACCCACCCACUGCUCAGGUUUGACUAUGUCCCCAGCUUUUUGUACAAAAUCUAAGGGUUCCAGCCACUGUGACCAAGACCUGUGACUGAGUAUGGGGAGGGAGAAGGGUUGGUGUGACUAAAUGGUUACCUGAGCUGGAGUGUUGAGCCUUCUGGUGUCAGCGGGAAUGAAACAGGUGGCAGUUCCAGUUCCAGCAUAGCCCUGGGCAGUGUGUGCUGUGGGCUGAGCAGAGGUAGAACCUGGCCCUCAGAGGGAGCUGCAAAACCAGUAGCAGCUCUCUUGGUUCCUCAGGGAAGUAGCUCCCAAAGAAGGGAGUGUCCUUCCUUUUCCAAGGAUCAGCAGUCUGAGCAGGAAGAGAAUCCUCCAGACUCGGUGGGACUGAAAAAGAUGAGGCGAAGUAGCCAGAGCCCAACUACCAUCCGAGGGGCACAGUCAGCCCAGGAACUGUGAAGAUGUGGUAGGACGCAGGACAGCCGUUGCCUCCAUCUACCUCUACCAAGACCCGUUACUUGGCUUCCUGGGGAAGCUCCUGAACAAGGACACGAAGGAACAGUGCUCUGGUCAGUUGGAGAGACACAUCUGGCCUAUGAGGGUUGCAGACCACAAGCAGCCUCUGUCCUGUAUUUGCUCUAUCAAGGAAGUGUUCAUCAAGUCCUGGGGUCAUUGUGACAGUAGUCACUAGCCCUGGAUGUGAAACAGAUGCCAAAUGGCUACAGCCAGUUUGAGCAGUACCUUGGGAGCUGUAGAUGGAGCAGACCAUAAGGCCAUCACCACUGUGCUUGGCAGGAUCUGCCCACUAGCUCCUCUCAGCCAGAACAUUAACUCUGACUUCCCUUGGAAGAUUUGCAGAUACUUACCUUCUGAGGGCUUGUGGGCUUGAUGACAACUAAGUUCUGGCUGGCUAGCUGGUGUGCUGAAUGAAACACAGGAGCAAGGAUGUCCUGUACUAGCUCCUGGGUGGCUAUCUUUAUAGACACAUCUGGGAGGUGGUGUACACAAUCAUUCCCAUGUUGUUCCUUUCCCUUUCAAGGAACUUUGAACCUGGGAGGAAGGCACCUUUUAGUCCCCACCUGAUCCCCUGGUGGCCAUCAUCAUGACCUCCCUGGGAUUUGUGCUGCAGCUGCUCUUGUGUGCAUGGAAUGCUUCUCACAAUCUGGAAAAGCUUUUCUCCCUAAAUAGGAGAAGCUCUGGUUGUUACUACUGCUUUUAAAUUUGCUCCAAAAAGCUACAGUAAAUUGGACCUGGAUUAGCAGCCCGGUGUAUACAUCAGUUAGAUGCUUUGUCCCUGCCCUCAGGUCUGUCAGCAGGUCACACUGAGGUCUCAGAAGGAACCUGUGGAAGCUAAGUAACCAGAUGGCUUGCAGCAUGUCACUCUUGUGUCACAUUCCUUGCCUAGGUCUUUGACACAAAGUUGCAGUCUGUUGGUCCUGGUCAAUGGCUUCAGGUCACGGUCCCCUUUUCAUGUUAGAGGACAUGUGAUUUUGUUUCUGAGCCUGUGACAGAACCAGAAAGAUGGCACUGCCUGCACUAGUUUGUAUCUGUUACAUGCAUUACAGACACUGUGGUUUCUCCUCAUGGGUCCCCUCAUCUGCUAUUGCUUCUUAGUGUUCUAGAUGCCACCGUUGACUAGUUGGCUAAGUGCCAUUUCCUCAGGCCUCCAAGGAAAGGGUGCUAGAGUUCAACAGCCAGGCUGGGAGGUGGUCAGUUGCUGGUACUACUGCCUAACAUGGGGACUCUAAGGUGAACACUGUGUGUCCCUGUACUCAGAAAGGCAGCAGCCAUGCUUGGCCUUCUGGAUACUGAAACCACACACACUUCAGUGGUCUAAAGUAGGUGUAAACAUGCAAGUAUCUCCUUGGUAUUCAGCCACAGGGUGGCUCAGAGACAAGACUGGUGGGCAGAACAGUUUUGUGUGGCAGCCAUGGAAAUGGAGAACAGGCGCCUCUCUUGAGUGGUGGCUCCUCACAAGACUGACAAGGGUUAAACAUCUAUGGUUUUGUUUUUUUUGAAACAGGAUCUCAUAUAACCCAAGCUGGGUUCAAAUUUAGUAUGUAGCUAAGCAUAACCCUGAACUCUUGACCCUUCUGCCUUGACAACCCAACUGCUGGAAUUACAGCCACCAGAACCAGUGUCUAGGUUUAGACUUUGGUUUUAAAACUUUAUUGUGUUGAUUUAAAAGGAUUAAUUAAUGCUGAAAUCAUGCUUCCUCUCAGAGAGUAUCAAUCCUUGGAGCUGAGUCUAGACAGAGGCAGUUAAUUCUCUGUUUCUUUGCUUUAGAGGACUGGAAUCUUCUAAAAAUAGUAUAUGUGUACACCUUGAUGUUGUGGGGACCUAUGCAACAGGACUCAACUCCUUAACUGUCCAGUUGGUCAUGGGCACAGUGACACACACCUUUAAUCCCAGCACUUAAAAAGAGGCAAGUAGAUAUCUGCAACCUCAAGGCCACCCUGAUCUGCAUGAACUUCAAGCCAGCCAAGGCUUUAUGAUAUUCUGUCUCAAAAAACAAGUUUCCAUUUGAAGUGUUUCUCAAGUACUAGGCUAGUAAGCUUUUUUGUUCUUUUGAGACAGAGUCUUAUAUAGCCCAAGCCAACUUUGAAUUCUGUAUCUAGCUAAGGAUGACUCUGAACUUCUGAUCCCCCUGCCUCCACAUGCUGAGAUUGUAUGUCUGUCAUGUAAGUUUUACAGAUUGAAUCCAGGGCUUCAUACAUACUAGGCAGACACUAUACCAACUGAGCUACAUUCCUAGCAUGGCUAAUUUAAUAAAAUACACUAUUAAAGACACCUCACAGAUAACAGAGCUCCUCACUACGUCUUGAUUCCUAUCGUUUUGAGCCCUGGCACUAAAACUGCUAAGUCGUUUGUUUCAACUUGACUGUCAAGCAAUUGCUACUGUAGUAGCUGAAGUCGCUCUUCAACUUGGAACUGGACUGUGGUUGGGACCUGUCUGUCCUGAUCAGGUACAAUAUUUAAAAUAUAAACAGUUUCAACUUCAUCUAAAUUAGUUCCCAUUUCAUAAUCCUAGGAAGAUCAGGAGAUCUCCCCUCUCCUUUGCCAAUUAUUAAAGCCAGCAGUUGAGCUCUAUGGUCCUGGAGGCAUAGCUUCUAGAAUAUCUUGUAUGCAUCUUGGCCACCUGUCUGCGAUGUUAAGGCCAUGCCAUUCCCCCAGCCUGAAUGUUGCAUAUUGGACCAAUGUGCCACCACCAUGGUUCAUUUCCCAGUGAUGUAUAAUGCAUCAGUGAGGCCAUCCGAGCUACUUUUUACUUCCCUAGAAAGCUCCUAAGAAAGUGCCUUGGCUUGUACUUUGAAACAAUUAAGCCAGCUUUCUGGCUUCACUCUAAUACUGUGAUCAAACUGCAAUCUUUAAGGGAGGCAUACUCACUCUUAUGCUGCAGAAAGGAGAGGGAAUUAGUUUUCUUUUGCUCAGAAAGCAAAGCUUCCUUUGAGUUUAACAUACUGUUUCUCUGAGCCUUUGACCCACUAAGAUCUGGUUCUGUUAAAGCUUUGGGAAGGAAGGAGGAGGCGGGGUAGAGAUGUAGCAAUAGAAAAAGAACAUCCCACAGGGCCCUAACUGGGGCCAGCUGUCUUCAGCUAGGCAGGAAGCACAGCAGCCCCACAGAGUGGAGGGGACCAAUAUCCUACCACACCACAUGACACUGACACCACAGUCUUCUCUUGUGGCGACAGUACCAACAAUGGACCAGCUCUCAGGGAGCCUUGGCCAAACUAUCUUAUGCCAGACAGCUGGAGCUGCAGACAGGACAACACAGCAGUUGCAGUAAACAACAUACUCUGUAAGGAACUUGUUUUCUGAGAAGCUAUUUUAUUACUGCAUGUUCCCACUGUCUGUAAAUGUGUCCCAGCCCUGCUGCAGUCACAGUACUGGAACCAGAGCACUGCGGACGUGAUCAUGUCCCAUAGGCAUCAUGCACAAAAGCUUAGAGUAAAUGCCAAAUAAAUAGUAUGAGGAGUGUACUUUUUAAGAUAUUAAUUUAUUUGAGUUCAGAUAUUUUUAAAAUAUAAAAACUGGUUGUAUUUUUUAAAGAUAUAAUUCUUGUAGACAUUCUGUGGGUAAAAAUGAUUGUCCAUAUUAAAAAGUUACUGAUGGUUUGCAAUUCAGUGAUGUAAAAAUAAAGACUCUUUCAGAAGGUG
Messenger RNA from Arvicanthis niloticus (Nile rat), 7416 nucleotides. It is a transcript of the gene Smcr8, whose product is annotated as SMCR8-C9orf72 complex subunit. Lineage: Eukaryota; Metazoa; Chordata; Mammalia; Rodentia; Muridae. Gene Ontology annotation, molecular function: GTPase activator activity. The record is from RefSeq and is a predicted model, not a curated record. Gene Ontology annotation, cellular component: guanyl-nucleotide exchange factor complex.